CAGCAUGAUGAGCAUGAGCAUUAGUCAAAAUGGGAGCAUAAGAAACAUUUCUCUUUGUUAUGAACAUCAUCCUAACUCCUGUCAGAAGUUAAUCUAUCCACUGGCCAUGCGAGUUAUUACAUAUUUUGUCAUUGGUUUCAUUAUACUUAUUACAUUAUUUGGAAAUUUUCUGGUGAUCAUAGCCAUAACUCAUUUCAAACAGCUGCACACACCAACUAACUACCUCACUCUCUCUCUGGCUGUAGCUGACCUGCUUUUAGGAGGGGUUGUGAUGCCUGCUAGCAUGAUACACUCUGUGGAGACUUGCUGGUAUUUUGGGAGUUUAUUCUGGCGAUAUUAUGCAGUCUGUCAUCCCCUGCUGUACCACAGUAAAAUGACUUCUCUUACUACUCUGUUCAUGAUCACUGUUGGUUGGAGUGUUUCUGUUGUUGAGGGGAUUAUAUUUCCACAGCUAAGUGUUCUGAACAUGAAAGCUUACAGUGAUCUUAUAUGUAAGGGAACCUGUGUUUUCUUUUUAGGACCCUUGACAAGUUUAUUACUUUCUGUAAUCUGUUUUUACGUCCCUAUCAUUAUCAUGUUAAGCAUAUAUCUGAAAAUAUACCUUGUUGCACAGAGGCAAUCUCGAUUAGUCCGCAAUACUGUCUCUCAAGCCAAUAAAUCCAGAGGGCAACCUGCCAUUAGUAAAGCAGAGAGAAAAGCAACUAAAACAUUAGUCAUUGUCAUGGGAGGGUUUCUAUUAUUUUGGGCACCUCUUUCUAUCUAUAAUCUCAUUGCAACAUUGUUUGGUUUUAUUGUUCCACCACAAAUGUUGGAUGUGCUCUGUUGGAUUGCUUAUUCAAAUUCAGCUCUCAAUCCUAUUGUAUAUGCAUUCUUCUUUAAGUGGUUUAGAAAAGCUCUUAAAGUUAUUUUAUUAGGUCAAAUAUUCAGGAACAACUCUUCCAGAAUACAGUUGUGUUCAGAGUAG
Molecule: messenger RNA, 964 nt
Organism: Colossoma macropomum (tambaqui)
Lineage: Eukaryota; Metazoa; Chordata; Actinopteri; Characiformes; Serrasalmidae
Product: trace amine-associated receptor 1-like
Exons: 2
Coding region: 5-964 (319 amino acids)
Biological process (GO): G protein-coupled receptor signaling pathway
Cellular component (GO): membrane
Molecular function (GO): trace-amine receptor activity
Source: RefSeq, a predicted model, not a curated record